AUGCAGCCUGGCAGGAGGCGCAGCACAGGGGCCAGAGUUGCAGCGGCUGCUGCGGCUGAGGCCAGAUCAGCAACCGCUUUGUUCAGCACAUUCGAGGCUGCUAUGCUUCCGCCGUCUAGUUGUGAGGCAAAUGCAAGUCCAGAAAAACAUGGCCGCGUCGGCCGCGUUGAUGGAGGGAGCUUCGGUGCGUUGAAGCCUGUUUCAGCCCUCGUCUGGCCGUGCAAGCCACAGGCCUCUCCAGCUCCGGCCUCGCUUGCAAGGCAGCAAGCAGAAGAGGGACAGGCAUCGUUGAGGGGCUCGUUGCCAGCAGUCUUGGAAGCUGUGCUCCGGUUCAAGCACGAGGCCUCGGCCUGCGUGCAGAAGUACUUGGACAUGACCGAAUCCGCAUUUCCGAGUGACCUGAAAGCCACCGCUCGAGCCCCCUCACAAGCUGUUUCGAUGGGAAUCAAAGAAGUGACCAGUACCCAAUCUCGAGAAGGAUACAACGUGGUAUCAAGAGAGAGACAUCAGCUGCCAGAUGAAGGCAGGCUGCUGCAGCAUGCUGAAGAGGUGGACCAUUCAGUUUGCGAGCCUGGAGUCGAUGACAAAGUCGACGAGGUGACGAGGCACCUUCUGCAGGCAAGAGAUAAGAUAGAGGCUGUGGAACGCGAGUUUGCGCACAUCAUGGGCGAGCUUGCCGCGUACGGAAAGCAACAACUCCCUGAUCAACCUGUCCAGACGCGGAAGCAUCGUUCUCCUGGCGGAGAUGCUGGAGAUGGAGACGCGUCCGGCGGUGCGAGCGCAGGAAACCUGCCCGGACCGGCGUCCGAUGACCUGGAGACAAGUCGAAGAAGUUCCACCAGUUGUCAACACAGAUGA
Molecule: messenger RNA, 858 nt
Organism: Symbiodinium natans
Lineage: Eukaryota; Dinophyceae; Suessiales; Symbiodiniaceae
Source: the annotation of a GenBank genome assembly